CAUAGAAUACUCACGAUAUAACCUGGUGGAGACCAUUUAAACUCGAAUAUAAACUGGUGGAGACCAUUAAAACUCUGGAAUUUUUUUGAUUAUGAUGAUUCAAUGAUAUAACUUUUUUAUUUUUGUGGGAUAACCUGGCAGUUUGUGAGUUUAAUAACUCCGCCAACACACUUCAAAGUUAAAAAAAAAAAAAAAAAAAAAAAAAAAUAAAAGAACGAAAGAUUGCUGCCGAAAAAAGACACAAAAGAGACAAAUAAAAAAAUAUUAUACAUAUUGAAUUGAAUAACAAAACGAUAUAUAAAAAAAUAUUUUUAAAUUAGUUAAUACAUGGAGCGGGGCAUUUAAUAAUGUGCGUCUAGAGAAUUGUGCAAGUAGAAAAGAUCGAUCAUCAUUCAUAUAAAAAUAACAAAAAAAAAAAAAUAAGUUAAAAAACAUUGCAAAACGUACUUAAAUUUCAAACUCAGAAUAGUAUCGAUCCUAAAAACUUAACCACAAACAUCAACAACAGUUAAUACAACAUUUGCAUUCGCAUAUCAAGAAGACUGACUGAUUUCAAUUAUUUUAUACACAAAAUGGAAGCAACUAAAUCAUUAAUUGCGGAAAAAUAUCAAAAAUUAUGCAACAUUAUGGAACGCGAAACACUGGGUACCGAGGUUUUAAUUUACGGCACUUCGGGUUUAAUGUUGCUACUGGCGUAUGCCAAACGUAAACCCGCCUAUUUAGUGCGUCCCUUUAAGAAGCCCUCCCACAUACCAGAUCGCCUAAUCAACGAGCGUGUAAUGCACACUGGUCUCAUCAAGGAUGUACAACAAAAGGGUCAAGAUACUUUACUGCUCAUAAGUCACCGUCCAUUAAUACCCCUAUUCAUGAGCAAUAAACGUUUGUUGCCCAUCAAGUUGCCGGGCGUAAAGGUUAAUGGCAAUGGUAUUUCCUGGUUGCAAAAUUGUCUGGUCGGACGUGAGGCCACUUUUAUACCACUAAACAACCGCGCCUCCGAUCAAUAUGUUGUCUCGCAACUAUGUUUAGUUCAUCCACCCAAAGGCAAUCGUUUAUUGGAUAUUUCCGAAACUUUGCUAAAAUUACGUUUUGCCCGUUUUGCUGAAGAUGCCAAUGGCAGCGUUAAGAGAAAUGCCAAGUACUAUAAACAUUUGGCAAAUGUUGAAGCAUCCACACAAUCACGAGAAUCUAUGCUGGCCAAAGUUUCUCAUUUUCCUUGGAUCUGGAAAGCAUUUUACGAUUUUAAGGCUUCCAUAUUACCGAAAGAAAAACUAUUACCCGAAUUAGUUCGUUAAGUUUUGAAAUUGACGUAACUAAAAAAAAUUUAAAUUUUAAAAAUGUUCUGCAUUUCGACGUAACAUUAUUAUUUUUUACUAUGAUCCUUAUUAGCAAAAAUAGUGUGUUUUCGUAAUACCUUACAGUGGAAAACUCUUAACUGACCAAAAUUGAAAACUGCUUUCGAUAAAGCUAAAUAAUUAUUAUAUUGAAAUAUUUGUGGUAGAAAAUUAAAGUGGAUUUUGUAAAUAUAAAUAUUCUUUAUUAACAAAGUUUUUUAUUUUGUAGAAAUAAAAAUUUUGGCAUUUUGAGACUGAUUUUUUUAAUUAUUUUUUGGCUUUUUAUUUAACAUACAAAUUCUUAAUUACUUUAAAUAUAUAAUCCCUUUGAGGUCUUUUUAAAGACAUUUUUUGGGCAGAUGGAUAUUAUGGUCAAUGAUAUUGUUAUCUCUUCAAAUAAAUAGAUAGAAUUAUUAGUCUUGUCAUAGAGUUUUCGGAUCAAAUAUGGAAAUAAUUCCGAUUUUGCUUCAGAAUAAGUUGAACGUUAUCGUUCGGAGUAAAAGCUAAGGAACUUAAUGUGUUGUAAAGGUCUAUUUAAAGCAUUUUAUGUGUAUUAAUUCAAAAUAUUUUUGUAUUAUUUUUCAAUUGACAGAUCAUUUGUUUGGUUUGACUCAAUUGUUUUAAAUCACAUCGAAAUGCAGAAUAUUUAUAUAUUUUUAUUAUGAAGAAAAACUUGUAUGUAAUUACAAGAUUAUUUGUAAUAAAUUUUUCUAAACGACAAUUUAUUUUGUAGAAUAAAUAAUUAGGAAAAAAUCAACUCUCUUUUCAUUUAACGAGAACUAAUGCUUUUAAUGUUUUAUUUUGUUUGUAUCAAAACCAGUUUUAUAAGAUGUAAUUAAAACAUACAUAGUUAUAUUAAAUGUAAA
Molecule: messenger RNA, 2197 nt
Organism: Lucilia cuprina (Australian sheep blowfly)
Lineage: Eukaryota; Metazoa; Arthropoda; Insecta; Diptera; Calliphoridae
Exons: 2
Coding region: 573-1292 (239 amino acids)
Source: RefSeq, a predicted model, not a curated record